Messenger RNA from Entamoeba invadens IP1, 327 nucleotides. RefSeq names its product protein kinase, putative. Gene Ontology annotation, biological process: protein phosphorylation. The record is from RefSeq and is a predicted model, not a curated record. Gene Ontology annotation, molecular function: ATP binding; protein kinase activity. The coding region runs from base 1 to 327 and encodes 108 amino acids. The transcript has a single exon. NCBI's taxonomy places the organism in Eukaryota, Evosea, Mastigamoebida, Endamoebidae.
AUGUAUACAAAGGGUAUUGGAACACCAAAGUACAUGGCACCUGAAAUCACAAAUGUUGAAAAGUAUACACUUUCAGCAGACGUGUAUUCAUUUGCAAUUACCGUUUUGGAGUGUUUGACAUGGAAAGACCCGUUCGAUGAAAAGCUGUUUCCAUACAGUUGGGAUAUCACAAAUUUGAUUUCCAGAGGAGAACGACCAGCAAUUGAAUUGGAAGAUGGAGAACAGAAAGGUUUAAUUGAAGAGAUGUGGAAACAAGACCCCAGAGAAAGACCUGAUAUGGAUAGUGUCGUAGAUAAACUCAACAAAAUAUAUCAAACAAAUAAUUGA